GAGUAUGAACCGGAUAAUCCUCCUUGAAUACUAUCUGCAUCCAGACUACACUUGCCUUUUUAAGAGAGAAGUGGAACAACCCGUAAAUAGAGUAUAGAGGGCAAAGCCCCUAUCAAGUGUACGACUCUCCAUACAUCUGAUCCUUUUAAAUGCCUGACACUGAAAACCUUCAUUAAAGGAGUGAAUCUUCCAGCCCCACAGAGAGCUGCCUUUCAGCUGGAAGAAGGGUGUGUCCCUGAGCUUUUACCUGGGAGCAAUGAUGAUCUUGUCAAGCAUUUCAGUGAGACCAGCCCAAGUUUUUAGGGUGGGGAUAUAGACUGGUUAUACGUAGCUUCAGUUCUUCUCCCAGAGAAGGCAGAAACACCUCAAAGCCUGCAUGUAAGAACAUCUACUGAGAAAUUAUUUUAAUCAGACACCAGCUGAGUGGGGGAAAGAAAAAGAACAGAGAAGAACAAACAAAACUCCCUCGGUCUCGGAUGUAAGAGAACCCAGCUGCAAUGGACUGGCACUCUUUUAGAGCAGCCGCAGUGCUGUUCAUUUUUCUGGUGGUGGUGGAAGUUAACAGUGAAUUUCGAAUCCAGGUAAGAGAUUACAACACCAAAAAUGGUACCAUCAAGUGGCAUUCAAUCAGGAGGCAAAAACGUGAAUGGAUCAAGUUUGCUGCAGCCUGUCGUGAAGGUGAAGACAAUUCAAAGAGGAACCCAAUUGCCAAAAUUCACUCAGAUUGUGCUGCAAACCAGCAAGUUACAUACCGCAUCUCUGGAGUAGGAAUUGAUCAGCCACCUUAUGGAAUCUUCAUCAUUAAUCAAAAAACUGGUGAAAUUAAUAUUACAUCCAUAGUUGAUCGAGAGGUCACCCCUUUUUUCAUUAUCUAUUGCCGAGCUCUUAAUUCACUGGGUCAAGAUUUAGAGAGGCCUCUUGAGCUCAGAGUCAGGGUUUUGGAUAUAAAUGACAACCCUCCAGUAUUCUCUAUGUCUACUUUUGUAGGACAAAUAGAAGAAAAUUCUAAUGCAAACACGCUGGUGAUGAGACUCAAUGCUACUGAUGCAGAUGAACCAAAUAAUUUGAACUCAAAAAUAGCCUUCAAGAUCAUAAGACAGGAACCUUCUGAUUCACCAAUGUUUAUUAUCAACAGAAACACUGGAGAAAUCCGAACAAUGAAUAAUUUUCUAGACAGAGAGCAAUAUAGCCAGUAUUCCCUUGCUGUGAGAGGCUCAGACCGAGAUGGUGGGGCAGAUGGUAUGUCAGCAGAGUGUGAGUGCAACAUUAAAAUCCUUGAUGUUAAUGAUAACAUCCCAUACAUGGAACUGCCUUCGCAAUCCAUCAGUAUUGAUGAAAAUGCUCUAUACUCAGAUUUGCUCCAGAUUAGAAUAAUCGAUUUGGAUGAAGAGUACUCAGCUAACUGGAUGGGAGUAAUUUUCUUUAUCUCUGGAAAUGAGGGAGGUUGGUUUGACAUAGAAAUGAAUGAAAGGACAAAUGUGGGAAUUUUAAAGGUUAUUAAGCCACUAGAUUAUGAAGAUGUGAAGAGUCUGCAACUUAGUCUUGGUGUCAGAAAUAAAGCUGAAUUUCACCAUUCAAUUAUGUCUCAAUACAAACUCACAGCAACUGCAAUCACUGUGACUGUGUUAAACGUAAUUGAAGGUCCGGUGUUCCGUCCAGGUUCAAAGACAUAUGUAGUAACUAGUAACAUGGGACAGAAUUAUAAAGUGGGAGACUUUAUAGCUACUGACCAGGACACAGGUCGAGCUUCAACAACUGUUAGAUAUGUAAUGGGAAAUAAUCCAGCUAAUCUACUCGAUGUUGACUCAAAAACAGGCAUAAUUACUUUGAGAAAUAGAGUUACCAGGGAACAGUAUAACAUGCUUGGUGGAAAAUACCAAGGAACAAUUUUAUCUAUAGAUGAUACUCUUCGAAGAACUUGUACUGGAACAAUUAAUAUUGACCUUCAAGGUUCUGGCUGGGUUGAGAAUGGAAAAGUUACUGAUAGCACCAGUACUGGAAGCAGUGAGGGUAGUAGUACAGCUGGUGGUGAGGUUACUGGCACUGGAAGUGUGAAUGGAGCUGAUACCAGUUCUAACACAGGUGACAAAACUUACUCUGACGUCACUGGGACCAUGCCAUUGGAUAAUGGCUUUGAAGAAUCAAAGUUCUCAGAUAAUGUCCAUUUUGGUCCUGCCGGCAUCGGACUGCUCAUCAUGGGCUUCUUGGUCCUAGGAUUGGUCCCAUUUUUGUUGAUGUGCUGUGACUGUGGAGGUGCCCCUGGUGGGGGAGCUGGCUUUGAGCCUGUCCCCGAAUGUUCAGAUGGAGCAAUUCACUCAUGGGCAGUAGAAGGCCCACAGCCGCCUCCCGUAGAUGUGACCACUGUCUGUGUACCACCCAUACCCCCUGAUAAUGCAAAUCUAAUUGAAUGCAUUGACACCUCAGGGGUUUACACAAAUGAGUAUGGUGGCAGAGAAAUGCAAGAUCUGGGAGGAGGAGAAAGAACAACAGGAUUUGAACUAACAGAAGGAGUUAAAACAUCAGGAGUACCUGAGAUAUGUCAAGAAUAUUCUGGAACAUUAAGAAGAAAUUCUAUGAGAGAAUGUAGAGAAGGAGGUCUGAAUAUGAACUUCAUGGAAAGCUACUUCUGUCAGAAAGCAUAUGCCUAUGCAGAUGAAGAUGAAGGACGCCCAUCCAAUGACUGUUUGCUCAUAUAUGACAUUGAAGGUGUAGGUUCCCCUGCUGGCUCCGUGGGUUGUUGUAGCUUCAUUGGAGAAGACGUGGAUGACAGCUUUUUGGACACACUGGGGCCUAAAUUUAAGAAGUUGGCAGAUAUCAGCCUGGGAAAAGAAGUUGAACCAUAUCCAGACCCUGAUCCCUCUUGGCCACCUGAGAGCACCGAACCGAUUUGCCCUCAGCAGGGAACAGAGCCCAUCAGUGGUGGACACCCACCCAUCUCCCCACAUUUUGGCACCACCACAGUCAUUUCUGAGAGCACCUACCCCUCAGGACCUGGUGUACAGCAUCCUAUGCCUAUUCCUGAUCCUCUGGGCUAUGGUAAUGUCACUGUGACCGAGUCUUACACCACCUCUGGCACUCUGAAGCCCUCUGUCCAUGUUCAUGAUAAUCGACACGCAUCAAACGUAGUGGUGACCGAGAGGGUUCUAGGCCCAAUCUCUGGCACUGAUUUGCAUGGAAUGUUAGAGAUGCCUGACUUGAGAGAUGGGUCAAACGUUAUAGUCACAGAAAGAGUAAUAGCACCAAGUUCAAGUCUACCCACCUCUUUGACCAUGCCUGAUCCUAGAGAGUCAUCAAAUGUGGUAGUGACAGAAAGAGUAAUCCGACCAGCUUCUGGCAUGAUGGGCAAUCUAAGUAUACACCCUGAGUUAUCAAAUACCCAAAAUGUGAUUGUGACAGAGAGAGUUGUUUCUGGCUCUGGCAUAAGUGGAAUUAGUGGCCCAGCUGGGAUGAGCGGAGGCAGUGGCCUGGUUGGCAGUGCAGGUGGAGUAAGUGGUGGUGGCAUGGGGCUGAGCAGCCUGGGGGGAGGUGGGGGCCUGAGUAGUGGCAUGGGGGGCACAGCAACCAUUGGUCACAUGAGGAGCUCCUCUGACCAUCACUUUAGCCAGACUCUUGGAUCUGCCUCCCCUAGUACAGCCCGAAGUCGAAUCACAAAGUACAGUACAGUACAAUACACGAAGUAGCCAGGAUCCCAACACACUUGUUCUCAGUAGUGGUGAUUUAGAUUCAACUCCCACCACCAAAAAACUAACAGUGUGAUUUAAGAUGCACAACCUGGUGCUAAGUAACUGUGGAGUGAGGUGAAAAACCACAAUGAGAAAAACAGAUGGAAUGAAACAGUGUUGUUGGGCAAGAGCUCUCCUUAGCAUUUGUAAAUUUUUUUCUUCCAUUAAUAGUAAUGUAAUCAUGACAGUGAAUUAAAACCUGAGACAGGGUCUUCUUUGUGCCUGUAUGGCCUGUAGGGUCUUCUUUGCUUCUGUGUGGCCAGUCCUGUACCUCCAGCACAUGGAAUAAAUUAAACUCAGUCAUGCAAAAGCACUGGCCUUAAGAUGGCUAUUGGCACCAUUCUCCUUGCUCUGUUUUGAUUUGCCAUGUAGCUCAGGCAAUAUUCAAAAAGGACUAAACAUGUAAUAUGAGCUCACAUAUGCAGGAAGAAUUUGAAAUAUGUGCCAAGUACCUGGGCAAUUUCACAGAUAAUAGAAAUAAAAAUCCAAUCAUAUAUUCAGACCAUAAUUAACCAUUAAAGAAAACAAAUAUGGCUACACAACCCAGUUCACAGGCCACCAAGCACUCCUACCCUAAUAAUUGCACUAGAUAAAAUAAACCUCAAAUUAGGAAAUGUUUCCUGGGAGGAAAUUUCCAUAAGAGAAUGGCAAUAGGGUGAGAUUCAUUUGGGGAAAAUUGACAAUGUCUGAACCUGAAUCUUGAGAAGGGGCUUCAGUUAAAUUUCCUAUGGUGUCAAGGAGUUUUCUGAUUCUAGUUUGUGUUUAGUAGUGGAUGCAGUAUUUAUGAAUAUUGCAUGCCGGUGAGGUUGCAGGAUAUCACACUCAUUUUUUUCCUUAUCACUGUGGCUCUGACCUAACAGUGUAAACUUGCCAAGUGUACUUUUCUGACUGAAGCAAGUGACACCUGACCUGGUUGUCAUCCCUAAUGGUAAAUUACCUUCCAAAGAAGCAGAUGGAAAUCACAUUGUAUUUUCAGAUGUGUAUUUAGUAAGUGUUAUUCAUCCAUAUCCAGCUCUUUAUUAUACAUCACUGAAGUUAAAAUAAUUUACCUAAGCUGAGCUGUGAAAAAAAAAAAAAAACCUGCAGUAUGGUUAAGCUUUGGGGGAAUUUUUUUUAAGGGAAUCUAAAAAAAGUUUUUAGAACAUGUAAAAUGUUUAAUGGGAAAAGUUAGAAUUGUUCUGUAAAGUAAUACCGUACUAUUAGCUUUAAUUGAGUUUAGCACUUUUUUAAACAACCCUCUGCUGCUAUUUUAAAGGGGUCAACUAAUAACUUUUAACAGAGUUGAUGGUAUUGUGUUAACACAAAUGAAAUUGUACUAGACAACCCCAUAGCCUUACUCUAUCUCACUCCCUAACUAAAUUUUCUCACUAGAAUAAAUCUUACAUUCCUGAUUUGAUUUGUCAAUAAGCUCUUGGCUUAUACAAUGCUCCAAUUUAUAGAUAGUUCCCAAAUUAUAUAGUAUGAUAUAUUUUUCUAGCUUCAAAAUUUAAUAAUGUAUUAUUUAUGAUAUGUCAUUUCUAUGUGUUUGCUAUAUAGUAUUUCCUGGUUUAAAAAAAUCUCUAAAUAGAAUCAAAGCAUUCUUAGGGGUAAAUUUACUAUGGCAAAGUAGAGGAAUUUUUUUCUCUUUUCUAAAUUCAGUGUUAAUAUGAGCUCACUAAAGUGAAACUGGAUAUGACAAAAUCUUUUAAGGAUUAUUCCCCGCCAAUUACUCAAAUUUCCCAGGGUGUUACAAGAUCAAAGAAUAGUCAUUCAACUUCCAACACUUAUCAAAGGGGGCUAGGGAGUGAACUAUUUUAUUAGAGCUAUUUUGCUCUAUGUUACAGCAGAUGAUGUCAAUAUUUUCAAAGCCACAAUAUACAUCUUAUUUUAUGUCUGUAGACUAUGUGAAAUUUUGAUAGUCUGUAGCAUGUCCAAAUGCAGAGGUAUAAAUAAAGUCAUUCACAGGGACUCCUUCUUUUAUUUCUUUCUCUCCCAUUUGGAGAGGGGGGUUCCAUUAAUGAUGGAUAAUCUUUACAGAAAUAAAGUCAAAAGGUAUUUAUUGAAAUACAUUUGAGUAUGCUGGACCCAGGAGUUUGAAGGAAUAAAAAUAACUAUUAGUUAAUUCAUUAAUGGGAAUGGUAUUUGACCACAAGUAGCUUAUGUAUCACUUUGACUUAUCAUCAGAAGUGUUCUUUAAAGACUCCGGAUAUCUUCCAAAAAAGGUUUUUAAGUUGUCUAACAAAUGCCAGAGUGACCAUCUUCAAUAACUGUUGUUAUUAAGAUUGAUUAGUAAAAAACCAUGGAAGAUAUAAAAAGUGACAGUAUUAGUUGUCAAUCCUCCCAGAAAGAUACUCUCAAAUAAAUUUUUUGUCAGGAUUAUACACUGAUGUUUUAACUCUUUAUUCUUAAAUUUUAAAAUUAUCUUUUUAAGAUACAACCCUCACAAUCAUUUAAAGGCAUGUCAUUUUUUCAAUAAACAACCUUUGGGCAGAAAUCAAUUCUUCUCUCUAAAUCUUUUACUCCAACUCAUGGACCUUAGGUCAUUCUACAGACCUAAGAUAUGGAAAUUAUUUUAUAAGUAGUUAUAAUUCAAAUAUAUAUUGCAAGCUGAAUCUCAGAUCAACAUGCUCUUAACAAAAGGGAGAAGGAAGAAAUAGUAAUUUAAAUGUUAUGUGUAUAUAGUUUGAAAACAAAGUGUUUAAUGCUUAUAAAACAUCUGAUGUUAUAAAGAGGUGGUCUUUAGGGUAAAAAAAUUAGUGUAUCAUAAAUACUUUAUAAUUUAAUAUAACCAAAAUACCAUCUUGAGCUAAUUUUGACAUUGAAUUCCAGAUAUAUCUGCUACAUCUUAUUAGCCUCUAUGUAUAUUGCCUGAUGUAACUAUGUGCACUAAAGAUCUGCAGAAAAAUUAUCUAUCUGGAGAUACAGACAGGCCUUCAUCUGGAUAUCUCUUCUACAUUGAUGUAUAGUUUUUAGCCUUAUAAUCUCCAUUCAAUGUAAUUUCCUGACAGAAUUUUAAUUAUAUAGCUUCAAAAAUUACAUAUUCGCUCUAACUGAAUGUUUUUAGUUAUAUACACAAUUCAUUUCUGAAUUUAUACCAACAUCUGAAGGUCAACCAGGGUAUAACACAUAUGAUACCCUCUGACUAGAGUAGGAAAUAAAAGGUUUUAUAAUCAUUGGCUGAAAUAGCCAAUAUAGGAAAAACAUUUGAAACCCAAAACAAAUUUCUAGAAGUAUUUGCCACAUUUUCCCAUGCCUAUUUAAUAAAUUCUAACCUUUUGUAGGAUUUCCAGUAUUUUAAAGACUUACUUCCCUUUGCUCUGCAAUACAUCAGUCCACGUAGAUUACUAGUCCCCAUGAAAUAGAAUCUGCCUCUCAGUUCUAGAUUGUUCAAUUUAUGUUAGGACAAAAGCAUGAAUAGAUAAACCUAUUAACCUUCAAAGAAUUUUGAAACAAGAAAUAAUCUAUUGUUUAACUGUCUGUAUUCCUUCCAUUUAGUUAUAUUUGAAUUACUGAACACUUUAUCAUCAAGUGGUACCUAGUCUAACUUAUUUUUCUUUUGCUAUUUUACAAGUAUUUUUAAACUCUGAUAUUCAUCUUUGGUGAUGUUUAAAACAAGGUGCUUUUUUCAGAUUUCGGUAUAAAACUCUUGGCUUAUUUGGGUGCUAGUUCCUUACUUGGUCCUCCGUUGGCUCUUUUAAGUUGGUUUGUAAUUUCCGAAGGCUUAUGUUUACAGCAAUAAAAUGAUUGGUAUGCUUCCA
This is a messenger RNA of Ailuropoda melanoleuca (giant panda), 7459 nucleotides long. RefSeq names its product desmoglein 1 (gene DSG1). The transcript is spliced from 15 exons. Lineage: Eukaryota; Metazoa; Chordata; Mammalia; Carnivora; Ursidae. Gene Ontology annotation, molecular function: gamma-catenin binding; calcium ion binding. Gene Ontology annotation, cellular component: plasma membrane; desmosome. The record is from RefSeq and is a predicted model, not a curated record. Gene Ontology annotation, biological process: homophilic cell-cell adhesion. The coding region runs from base 498 to 3680 and encodes 1060 amino acids.